Messenger RNA from Protomyces lactucae-debilis, 499 nucleotides. RefSeq lists its product as uncharacterized. The transcript has a single exon. The record is from RefSeq and is a predicted model, not a curated record. NCBI's taxonomy places the organism in Eukaryota, Fungi, Ascomycota, Taphrinomycetes, Taphrinales, Protomycetaceae. The annotation marks the transcript as partial.
AUCGUCGACGCGUCGUACGUGCCAGCAUUUCACUCGAUGCAAUGAUUUCUCUCCAUGGCCGGACAAGAGCCGCGCUGUAUCUGGCUAGUGUCGAUGCAAAGAUAACUGGACAGCAUCUUGAACGACCUGCUGGAUGGCUCUUGUCGUUGGCUCUUCUCAUAUGCUGCAUCACUUUGUCGUCGACCAUCGUCUGCGCACGAAUGCCGUCUAGCAAAGAACAGCGCUUGGCAAUGACUUUAGUAGACGGCGGUCCGUUCGCAGCGGUUCAAGGUACGAGAGCUAAUGUCUAGGUGUUCUGACUUUUUCUUCCCUUACGUGGAUGUACGCAGCAACUCAAAGCUUCUACCGACUAGCCUUUGCUCUACCCAUCCAGGAUUUGCGAAUUCUUUGCCUGAGUAAAUCUUUGGUCUGCGACACUUUACUGGUCCUCGCUUUCUUCGUCUUUCUCUUGAUCACUCUGGAGAAUGCGCGGCAGAUCAAUCACCCUGGCGUUAAACGC